This is a messenger RNA of Mizuhopecten yessoensis (Yesso scallop), 8356 nucleotides long. RefSeq lists its product as uncharacterized. The record is from RefSeq and is a predicted model, not a curated record. The transcript is spliced from 3 exons. Lineage: Eukaryota; Metazoa; Mollusca; Bivalvia; Pectinida; Pectinidae. Bases 1 to 6342 code for a protein of 2113 amino acids.
AUGGAAAAUGUGUACCAUGUAGAGCCAGUGAAGAAUGACAAGCUUCCAUUGCCUCCCAUCUCGUCCCUGCUAUCAGUCAAGUGUAAGAAGCCUGAAUCACUCCCUCAGUAUAAAAACACUCCACCAAUGUUUAUCCCACCGCAGGUCAAGCGUAAAAAGACUUCACCACUUUUGAUCCAAACAAAAGUAGAAUGCAAUUCCUCAUCAUCUGCACCAAAAUGUGAUAAAAUGUUGAAUUCUCCAACAGCAGGCAAAAGUAGCACAUUUCCACCAAUGUCUUCGCCUCCUCCCCCACCUCAUCUCUUGUGUGGGCUAAGUAAUGUUCAGACCUUCCAGCAUAGCCCUAGCCAGGGGCAGUCAGUAGACAAACGGGGAGCACCAAUCCCUGGUGCCAUGGCCUCGUACCUGAGUGGAGGGUUUCUAGACCCGAGUAGUAUUGGGACCACAAACAUGAUGUGUGGUCCCAACUUUCAGUACCAACAGACCAGCUUUGGAGAAGUCAGUACACUAGCCUGUCAGACGAUCAUAUACCAGAACACUAGUAUCAUAUCACCUAGAACAGGAUUCAGAUCUUCCAUCUGUAACCACCCAAGUGCAUGGAAAAGUAAUGUUACAAAUUUCAGUAGUCCUGAAACCAAAAGUUCUUUAAGAAGCAAGAAGAUGACAAGUCACAACCCAUCUGCAUGGAUACAAGAUGCCUUUAAGCCUAAGGAUUGCAGGCCUAGAUUGAUUCAGAGCAAAGUGGUAGAUCAGAACAAAUUCAGUUGUGAUGAAGACCUAGACCAGCUGAAAGAAGCAGGACUACAUGCAACAAUUUUCGGCAGCAUUCCACACAGUUCUCAACAGCUUUUGUUUGGUUCACAGAAUUCACACACAGCUGAUGGCACAGGUAAAGUGAUCAGUAUUCCAAUUGAUGAACAAGGCACAGUCUCUGUAAGUUCAAAGAGACCACCAGGUGAUCAGGUGACAGAAAUAUCUUCACAAAAAUCUAAAGAUAUUUGUAAAUUGUAUGUCACCUGUGAUAUAAAGGAUGAAAAAGAUGGAUCGGAGGAAUCAAACCCUAAGACAAAACCGAUUUCCCCAGUCUGUCCACCUCUUCUUGCUGAUGCUAACAAGUUCAGCAACAGUUCAGGAACCACACAACAAUUGGAUCCAAAUAAGUCUGGUUUCAAUGUUCCAGAAAGUUCUGACUUCAACUUGUUUCCUUAUCCAAAGAUUGAUGAGAUUGAGAGUGUUGGAUCCAAUGAUUUGGGUGUUGAUGAUGCUGAGUACCAUCCAAUCGCAUUGCCUUUGGGAUGUUACCAGUUUAAUGACAGUGACACUGAAUCAGAUACAACCAACUAUGAAGGAUCACUCGGCAGACGCAUGGCAAAGAUGGGCCAGGACAAAUUUGACCUUCACUUAGAUAAAACUUUGACAUUAAUGGAGUGGAGUUUAAUACCUAUCCAAAUGGAACCAACCAACAAAUCAUUGUCUGAUGCCGCUAGAUGUUCACGGCUCGAGGAUCCACGCCUUCAACAGUCGAUGGAUAAAAACCAAGUCAGCAAAGAGACAUGUAAGGACGUGACCCUUCAACAGUCGAUGGAUAAAAACCAAGUCAGCAGGGAGACAUGUAAGGACUUGACCCUUCAACAGUCGAUAGAUAAAAACCAAGUCAGCAGGGAGACAUGUAAGGACUUGACCAUUCAACAGUCGAUGGAUAAAAACCAAGUCACCAGGGAGACAUGUAAGGACGUGACCCUUCAACAGUCGAUAGAUAAAAACCAAGUCAGCAGGGAGACAUGUAAGGACUUGACCCUUCAGCAGUCUAUGGAUGAAAUCCAAAAAAACAAGGAGACAUGUAACGACUUUAAAAGCAUUGGUUCUAUUGUACCCAGAGAAUUGGAAUUUGAACAGCAGGAAGAACAUUCUGUUGUCGGCAAUAAAAAUGCUAUUUGUCUGGACAAACGUAUUACAGAGAUGUUAGAUGUCAGUUUUCUUGUGUCCAGUCCUCGAGAUGAUCUUCAUAAAGGAUCUGAAAACAAUGAUAUAUCCCAGAGUACUGAAAAUGAGAAUGGCACUCCAGAUAGAGAGAAAAAGAAAACAUUCAUAGAAAUUGAAAAUGACGCUAAAAAAUCUUCAGAAAUAGAAGUUUUUGGAGUUUCUGGGGCACUAGUAGUUAAAUCACCUGUUGGAGUAGUCUCUGAAGAACUCCUAGCUGUGUCCCGGAUCAAUGAGGGAUCAGAUGGGGUAUUGACUACGACCUCUGAUGUUUUAUCGACCAGUGGUGAAGUUUCUGCAGACCAUCAGAGCAGAUCAUCUUUCUGUGACACCAGUGAUGCAGCCAUAGGAGCACAACCAGAUAAUCCACUGACAAGGAUUGCUACUGUUUUAUCCCAGAACUUGAGUAAAACUUCCAAGGAUAAAGUUGGUAAAAAUGUUAAAAGGUUAUCCCAAAAUAUUUCAAGUGCAAUGCAGAAGGUGAAAGGGACGUCGGAGAACACAACUGUCGCAACUGUUGGAAAUGAUUUACAAAAGCGUGAAAGUUGUAUCUCCGACUCCAUAUCUGAUACUUUUACAAAAGCUCAGAUCAAAGAAGACACACUUAUCAUGACAAUUACCACGCAGCGUAACAAAAGUAAUGUUUCAACCCGUGAGAAUGGUUGUACGACACCAGUCCCCGAGAAGAAAGAGUUACCUCCCCUUUGGCACGACUACAAGUCUUGCAGCGAAUGUCAUGUUAUGUCAAGCCAAGAGAAACAACUCCUUCAGGAAUCAGCAGAUUUUUUAGGGGAGGAUUUCAAUGCAUUUAGCCGAAGAUCACAGAGAAAAAGAGGUGUUCCAAAAAAGCUUGAGAAUUACUUCAGUGAGUGUAGGGAGGUGGCAAAGGGUUACAAAACAGCUGUCAACAAACGAAAACGGCAAAAAACGAGAAAGAAUACAGGAGACACCUACAGUACAUGUGAUAGGACUGACCAUGAUUCUGAUUGGGAUAUGGUAGAAUUGUAUCAGGAUGAUGUUGUCGUAGAAGAACGAAAUAAUUCGGCCACCGUUUCAGGAGUUGAAACAAGGAAUCGAGGUACAAGGACAUUUGAAAAACUUGCAAAUGAGAAGUACCCAGAUUUUGAUAUUGAUGAGGAAUUCCUGUUGAAAUCAACCCCAAAGUGUACUAGAAAUAUGUUGAAGAGGUUGACAACAAGUCUUAUAACUAGUUCAAAUCACCAAAGGAGAACAGUAACAAAAUCUCAGAAAACACUUCCAAUCAGCACUACUACUGAGGUUAAUACAGCUCCUUCAGCCCAAACCAAAAACAUUACCCAAGGCAACAGUGUUUCUGAUGAUGCCACAAGUCCUUUGCUGAUUAAUCCAGUGAAUCUUGAAACAACCAGUGACCCACCCACUAAGGGUAACAUUGGUGACCCCACCACCCCUAGGACAACUGAUCUGGGAACUGCAUUAGUGAACGCUGGCCCUGUGACACAGAACUGCACCGUUUACAUCACUCAGGAAGAUACAGUCAAGGAUGUCCAAACACAGACAAAUGGACAGACAACUUGUACAAGCAAUUCGGAAAGACAGAAUAUUUCAACCACAGAUGAAAUGGCAACAGUGCAUGUCUCCACUGGUGAAAUGAAGAGCAAAUCUGCCUCAAACAAAAGAAGCGGAAGUAAGUUACAGGAAAAGAAAUCUCAGAAAAGUGUGUCUCGUUCACAAGUGCCUGCAAAGAAAAAGAAAGGACGUCCAUUUAAAACCCUUACUUCAUCAAAGGAAGCCGCUAUAACAUGUGUGACUGAUGGUGACAUAUCAGGCAAUACUGGAGAAAAAUACCUAGCAGAAGGGAAUGAUGCUGCAGCCACCACAAAGCUCAAAUCUACCAGUAAAUCUGAGGAAAUUACUUCGUCAUCUGAUAAGAAAAAGAAAAGCAAGGAGGUAAGAAAGAAUGUUACCUCAUCAUCAACAGGCAAGCCAAAGAAAAGCAAAAUGGAAGGAAAGAAAAAGGGUGAUUUACUAAGUCAUGAUAAUACCGAGGACAAUGUUCAGGCAGUUGUAGUAGAAAAUGUCACACAAAGCACAGAUGUGAAGAAGAAAUCUAAAAAUAUGAUUGUUUCUAAUGAGGAUGAUGGUGAUGCUGAAAAACUGAUAGGCACUAAAAAGAAAGUCCAGGGGAAAAAACAGAAAACAAAAGAGAAAGCUGAUGACUCGAGCCUGUUGAAAGAUCAUUCUUCUCCACAAACGUCGAAAAAAGUUGAUGUAUUGAAACAGAAAGGUGAUGGAAAGGAAACAUUACAGAAGAAGAAAAAGAUAUUUAAAAAUAGCAGUGAUGGUCAAAAGAAAAAGACCAGUUGGAAACGCAAAAAAGGCUCAGAUAAUAGCUUGCAUUCUCAAUCUAAAAAUCUUACAAAGAACAUUAGCAAUUUAGUUAUGAAGAAUAAGAAAAGAAUACUCCAGGGUUAUGCCAAAUUUCGUGUGGUCACCGACCCUGAUCAAGCAGCAGAACUGAAGUCCAACAGACCAACAGAUUGUCGUUUCUGUAAGAAGACCAUUACAUUCUCUGCAUUGAAGGACCAUGAACGGGAGCACAAGUUCAAAUGCAUUCGCUGCCGCAUAGUCUUUAACAACCAGAAGGAAAAGGAAAAACAUUACUUCAAAAAACACAACACCAGCAAAAAACAUGGGAAGGUUUCUCAGGUGUCAAAGGUGAAUGAACUGUACCACUGUAUGCUAUGUGAGAAAUCCUUUAUCAGAAUCAAGACGUUCCAGCGCCAUCUACAUAGCAAUAUACAUGGCUACAAUCGUCACAUACAGAACAGGUGCCUGUCCAUGAUGGGAAGUCACACUGAGCAGUCCACUCGGGCCCUACAGAGACAGGGCAGUACCCUCCACGCCAUUGGCAACGGUGACCAGGAAGUAUCACCAGAUGAUCAGCUCAUUCAGCAAAGAAUCACAUGGAAUGGGGCCGAGGACAAGUCACCAAAGACAUGGACACUCCCAGAAAAUCAGACCAAUACUGAGGAGCUGAAGAAACAGCUCAUCAAAACUGUGGAGCAUGCUGAAGGAAGGGAUACCAUCAAUUACUACUAUCAUGAGCCGGAGAUCCUAGAAUGGAUGAAGAAACAGGAAAGCUUCUUACAGAAAAUGUCUGCUCUGCCGAACUCGGACAUGCAUCAAAGAGCAGAGCCAUAUGCUGUAGUCACCAACUUCUCAAUGAUGAACUACCUCACCUCUGGUCCACAAUGUUCCGGCAUCAAAUAUGUCUCAGAGGAAGAAGGUGAGAGCAUCCAGUGCAUGCACAAUAAUUCUGCAGAUGGCAGCACCCCUUAUAGGCAAACUGAUCCAGCAGAUGGCAGCACUCAUUACACACACACUGAUCUAGCAGAUGGCAGCACUCAUUACACACACAAUGGUCCAGCCGAUGGCAGCACCAAUUUCAUACCCAACAAUACAGCAGGUUGCAGCACCAACUGUCUUUGUGAUGGUCCUGCAAUGGCCAGCGCUAGCUUUGUACCACCCUUUAUACAAGAAGAUGGAUCCCAAUUCCUACCUCAUGGUGGAUCAAUGGUUUCCUACCCAACCUUUGAACCAAGCAAUACAGACACAAAGAAAACAAACAGCAGUAAGAACACAACAGAGGUAGGAGUGUCAUGCACAAUGGGACAAUUCGCUGUUCAUGAUGAAUCUAUGGUGUCUUCCCAGAAUAACAUACUGAACAACAGGUACCAGCUCUUAGCUGACCCAAGCCCACCAGACCAGCCAAUGCUGGACACAUCUCGGAUUCUGAACACAAGUAGUAGUGAUCAUGACCAUUCCGACGUGGACCAGGGCCCGAUGGGAUGGCUCAGUCGUGCCAUCCAGGACAUUGAGGCUGAUCCUUACUACCAAGUUCCUGACUUCCUGGACAGCCAGUCCGACCUAGACAACGACUCUGGGUUUAAUGAGCAUUCCGUUUCUAAGGAUUCAUCAGUCUUCCGUAUCACAGGUACUCCAUCCACAUCAGAGUCUGCAGUCACUAUGUAUACCAGAAACUACACAGAUUUGGAUAACGGCCAGCAGAUACAAGUCUGUGAUAAAAAAGACUUAGAGACUGGUCAGGGAGCAGAUACUGGUACUGUUAUCCUGCCUGUGAGAUGCCCAAACAGUAGCCAGUCUCGUGAGAACAGUGGUACUCGUUGUUUAGAACCGUUAGUCAGUGACACUUUGUCACCUGCGCAGGUGAGCACAUCUAAACAGUGCUGCAAGUCACAAAUCAAUGAUGAAGUUGACAAAGAAGAUCAAGAAUCACAAGAACUGCUCAAACUUAAAUACGCUCAAAUCCUCUGUGAUAUUCGCAAUGACGUUCUGGGGACAAGAUCUUACCAGGAGUGAGAUAUUGUGUAAUGUUUACAAGCCCCUCUAAUUUACACAACAAAGUUUGUGCAUGUUUUCAAUGAUUCUGUAAUGGAAAGAAUUUGUUCCUCUUUUGCCCCAGAAGACUUUAACUAUAAACCUCUGAAAUGAACUUUGAUUUUACAUCCAAUAUAACCAUGCUGGAGCUGUUAUGUUGAGUUGUAUCAUACUCUGUGCCAAAGUAUGUUUUUAUGAAGUAUUUGAAGACAAGAGUACUAUUUGAAUACCAUUUAAUAUGAAAGAAUAUAUAUUUUUAAUUUGAUGAUGCCUUAGGUCAUUGGCUGAUAUGUUCCUGUUAUUGUUUUUUAAAACUAGCUACUGUUGGAAAAAUAACCAACUGUCUGAGUGUUUUAAUGAUGAAGUAGAUUAAUGUAUUUCCAUUUAAGUAAUGAGUGUUUACUGUUAUUUGAAGUCUUUAUUUAGCUCACAUGCCACAAAGCAAGUGCCUAUAAGCAUACUGCCAUAUUGUGCAUUUUCUGUCUAUCGACAGUUUUUCUUUAAUGACUUUUCAAGAACAAUAAUGCCCAUAUUAGCAAUAUUUGGUCUGUAGCUUUCUUGGGUUAAGUAUUUUUUUAGUUUUGCGUAUAUAAAAUCCUUAACCUACAAUUAUUAGAAAUCUUAAAACAUCUUCUGCAGAACUACAUCUCCUAGAGUAAUACAUAUCUGGCCAGGGGUUUGAUGAAAGGAUGUCUAAUAAAUGUUCUUGUCUGAUAUUUAUUUGAGGUUCACCCCUGAAGACACAUUUUAACUCUUCCAAUUCAAAGGUUGGAAUAGUUUAUUAUGAAAGUUCAGGGGUAAAGAUUUGUGGUGAUAAAUCCAAUAUGAUGUCAUUAAUUAGUCUCUUGAUCAGCCAAGAUUGACUGAUCAAUUCAGCAUUAAAUAAUUUUGCCAACACCGUUGAGUAACAGGUGGGUGAUACAAGCCAUUUGGCUUCUUGUAGUACAUGUAAUGCAAUAUAGCUGUGAUUCUCCAAAAUAAUAAUGUGAUAGAUCAUAUAGUGUUUUAAGAUGUUUUAUAAUGAAGAAACAUGUCGUAUUGACAGUUUCUUUGUAAUUUAUAGAUAGAAACUAUAGAAUUAUGUUUAAUGCUUUGGUUAAAAUGUAGAACAUUUACCAUGUAAUUAUUAUCAUUUUAAUUUCGUCAUAUAAUUUAAAACAGUGUUCGCUUUUAAAUACUUCAUACAUGUUUUUGUGCGACAUGUGAAUUGUGUCAAAAAUUAAUCAGUCCCAACACCCUGACUAGCAAAAGCUCAAAUGAUUGUCUAUUGGAAAUUGAUAACCUUGUAAAAUUGUUUCUUUUAAAAGUGACUUUUUGCUGUAAAUGAUGUCAACAUUUACAUUUCAUGAUAAUAACAGGUCUUGCUAAACUGGAAAUCACUAUUAUACAAAUGUGUCAUAUUUGUAAUAAAGUCAGAAAUUGUUGGGAUUCGUAAAAAAAUUACCGAUUUAGUAUUCUUCAAUGUUACAUUGAUGUUAAUUUAUUUUACAUGUAUAUACAGGUUAUGAUCUGUUACUGAGCUAAUUUACCUUAAGAUGUAAAAUUGUACAGUAGUGUUGUGAACAAAAUUGAUCUAUAAGAUUUUUUACUAUUGUUAUAACCGUGGUAUUAUAAGUGUGAAGAGAUAGUGAGGAAUGUUAAGACUGAUUACAUAUAACUUUGUUGAUAUUGGACUUGCAUCCACUCGUUUUUGUUGAGAAUGAAAAUCUUCAAUUUUACUGGUUCCAUGUAAAGUACAUACACAAGAUACCAGAGUCAGUGCUAGAACAAGAAUUAGAAUAAAGGAAUUCUGAUGUCCAAAUUGAGCAUAUAUUUGUUUUUUAUCCAGUGUGUUUUUAAAGUAUCGGGACAGGAAUAAAAUUUGACCCUGUCUGAAAUUGAUCUUCCUUUCUCCAAUGACUUAUCUUCUGAGUUUUUACCUCAGACUCUAACAGUUUUAUCUCACUCAAACGCACUCCAUCCAGUGUUAGGAUAAUGUUUUCACCAAAUUGAUGGA